AUGGCUAAGACAUCCAUUGUCGUCCGCGUCCAGUUGCAUGACGUGGAUGCCGGGACGUCCAAACAGGCCAGCGUUGCUCCCCUCGAUGUGGAUGAUCUUGAUGCGUUCAAGAAACAGACACUUGGGGAGGUCAGAAAGCUUCUUAUUAAGGAAAGCGUCUUGAACUCAAGACAACAACAGUCCGCGUUUUGCACCAACAAGGGCGCCGAGGUUCGGGACAAGACCGUAUUGUCAGUGUAUCUCGGGCUUCAGGCCACCGAAAAUGACUCCAACCCUCCAACGAAAACCCCCAACAAAGAGGAGACCAUGGACAAGGAUGGCGUUGAGACCACGGCUAAGGAAAUGCCCUCAGCAAACACAGCGAAUGAAUUUGAUAUUUACUUAGUCACCAAGCCGAAGACCAAACGUGAAGCUCCUGAGAAAGGCUUCCUCACGGAACGCUUGAAUGUCUCCGUUGAUAAUGGUAAAAUCACGAUCCCGGAAGCCAAAUGGAAGGAGUUAGAAAGCACAUUCAGCAAGGGUGACUGGCAAGCCUCUGCGGAUAGCUAUACCUAUCCUUCCGAAAUGACGGAGCAGGACUGGAAUCGUGUCAUUCGCAACAACAGUCUAAUGAGCGGAAACGUCUUUUCCAUUGUUGAAAAGAAGGACAAGAACAAGAAUACAGAAGGGUAUAUCGCCAAUGUUGACAAGGCCCCGUAUCCAGCGUUCAAACUUCUGCCAAGGACCUUUGAACGGUAUGAGUUGGAUACAAAGCCUGACAUUGAUGCAAAUCCCAAAUACUACAUGCCUCGAUAUCUCAUCGCAGAUGAUUCCUAUGUGGAUGUCUUUGAAACUGCCAAUGCUAUUUCUAGCUCCUUGGCGUCAAGCUCCUUCUCUCAGACGGAUAUAGAAGGAAGCAUUGGUGGUGGUGCUGCAGGCUUCAGUGCUGAAGUCAAGGCUGGAUUCAGCAAGGGUACUCAAGAUGCCAUUAGUAGCGCUACUUCCCACGAGAGUCGGGUGAUGAAUAUCAGCUACAACUUCCCCCGGGUGUGGGUUUAUCUCGACAAGUGGAGUGUUGAACUAACCGACAAAUGCGCGGAAGACCUGAAGGCGAUCGACAGCCAGUUCUUUGCCCGACGAGUCGAGCUGGGUGGCAGGCUUUUCUCAUCCGAAUCUUCGAGCAAUAUUAGCGGCAGUAGCGCAUCUGAGAAAGCCAACCGGAUGAAGGUGGCGGCUAGUGCAUCAUUCUCUUCACCCUAUGUGCAAGCAUCUGCCAGCGCCUCGCACCAAACUGAGACGACCGACAAGGAAGCUCAGGCACAGAGUAGAUUGAACAAGAGUAUCUCCUGGCGUGCCCAAGGCGGGAAUACACUUUUGGCUAAUAACCCCCCUGCUUGGUGUUCUACUGUGGGACCCUAUCAGAACUGGCGGAUAGUCCAGCAAGCCGAUGCCUGUUCCAUGCUGGACUUUAUUCGCACCCUGUCACCAGAAUGGAGAGCGACCGUGGAUGAAAAAGAGAAAUUUAGGGAGUCGAGAGAUCCAAAUACCUGGAUCGAGCAGAAUACGGAGGACAGUGAUAUUGACUCUAGCCAUCGGGAUCCUGAGCAGCCAGCGGUCUGGUACCACAUCGUAGUUGAAACUGCACCAUCUUUUUGA
Molecule: messenger RNA, 1635 nt
Organism: Aspergillus alliaceus
Lineage: Eukaryota; Fungi; Ascomycota; Eurotiomycetes; Eurotiales; Aspergillaceae
Exons: 13
Coding region: 1-1635 (544 amino acids)
Source: RefSeq, a predicted model, not a curated record